GGGGGGAGGAGAGGUGAGGAGCUGUGUACUCAGCUGGAUGAGAUGAGGGGGCGUGGCUUAUUCCUCUCAUGCAGACAGAGAGAAGAAAAAAAAAAAGAUGUGACAUCUUGUCCACAACAGACUCAGAACUGUGGACAACAGUAAAAGAAAACCCUCCGAACUACAGAACUUCCUGCCCAACAAACAGAAUCUGCUGCUAUUAAAAUAUCCUGGCUGGACACUGGCCACAGGAAAUCGGCAUGGCCAGUCCGGAAAUGGAGUGCGGAGAGAGAAUGCAGGGGUUACAGAAGCAGAUCAACUCCGUCAUGAACACCAUCAAUAAUAACUCCAAGGUGGUCGCCUUUAUGAACUCCCCUUUUGGACAGUAUUUGGAUGAGCGACCCUUCCUGUCCCUAUCACUCCUGGUUUUCAUAGCGCUGUCUGCAGUUCCUGUUGGCUUAUUUCUCACUGUAAUUGCAGGAUCAGCAGCAACAGCCUGCCUUGGGGUAAUAAUAUUGGAAGGUAUUGUUAUAGCAGUGUGCGGUGUGGCCUUGCUUUGUGUCCUAUGUGGGCUUGUGAUUCUGUCGUUUGGGGUAUCAGGAGUGCUGAGUCUUUGUUACCUGGCGGUAUCUAGUAUUUUGAAUUACAUGCACACAUCCAGAUUGUUAUCCAGGACACCAAACCAAACUCGCCCGGACUCACAAGCUGAGGACUCUUAUAUGGCCAGGAACGUUUCAAAGGACUGCACUCACAUUGACUAGAAGAUAUGUUACUACUGCAGCUGUGGCCUUUUGUCUGCCCUGGUGUCUAUGAAUUGACUGUUACAGUAAUGCCAAUAAGUUUACAUAUUCACAUAAGCACUUAGUUUUAUAUUGUGUUACAUUUACAAAUUUUUACUUUUAA
This is a messenger RNA of Hyla sarda, 882 nucleotides long. RefSeq names its product lipid droplet assembly factor 1 (gene LDAF1). NCBI's taxonomy places the organism in Eukaryota, Metazoa, Chordata, Amphibia, Anura, Hylidae. The record is from RefSeq and is a predicted model, not a curated record. The coding region runs from base 240 to 740 and encodes 166 amino acids. The transcript is spliced from 5 exons.